Molecule: messenger RNA, 3763 nt
Organism: Ficedula albicollis (Collared flycatcher)
Lineage: Eukaryota; Metazoa; Chordata; Aves; Passeriformes; Muscicapidae
Gene: SUSD6
Product: sushi domain containing 6
Exons: 9
Coding region: 549-1484 (311 amino acids)
Source: RefSeq, a predicted model, not a curated record
ACCUGUGGUACCUGCGCUCCCCCGUGUCACCGCCGCGGGUGGUCGGUGCUGACGGCAGAGCCGGGCUCGCUCUGAGCUCCGCGCUCUCAAAGUGUGUGGGUUUGGGCGUGAGGGUUCGCUUGGUGCGGCGUGAACCUCUGGGACUUAAAGCCCCUAAGUAACAGCGGAUAGAAGCGUUCGCCGCCGUCUACUCUUUUUUCGUAGAGCUUUUGGGUGCGUGGGGAGACACAGGGAAAGCGGUGUCUGAGAUGACGGUGGUGGUGGAGGCACUGCUGCGGACAAUUCAACGAAUCUAUUGUCACCGUAAUUCCUGAGGUUUCUGGAGCAAUGCAGCUUGUUCAAAAAGAGUCGUGGUCAGAACAAUGGGAAGAAAAGUUCUUAAGAGGAGUUCUAGGUGUGUGAAUCGGCCUAUUAUCACUGAGUCGUCAAUAUAAUCUUGCUGACUUGACAACCAUUCUAUGCCAGCCUGUGUCAAUACCAGAUCAAGGUGCUCCUGAUCAACCACAUUGUUCAGAAAUUAUUAAAAAAGAAACCUUGGUGGGUAAAAGAUGUGCCAUGGAAUGGUAGCAUCAAAGAGCAACACAGGGUCCUCUCUUUCCUUGACUGGCCAUGGGUUAUUUCGUCUGCUAGUUAUCUUUGGUUCCUUUAUCUUGGAAACACAGUCCACAGGUUGGCUAAGCAAAUCCAAAGGACCUGCAUAUUGUCCCCAGCCACCACAACCUGAGAAUGGAGGCUAUAAAUGCCACCCUAGCCCCUGCAACAACCCUCUGACUUCAGGCAGUGUCAUAGAGUAUCUGUGUGUUGAAGGCUACAUGCUGAAAGGAGAUUAUAAAUACUUGACCUGCAAGAAUGGAGAGUGGAACCCAGCCAUGGAAGUCAGCUGCAGGCUCAGCCCUGAAAAGGACUCUCCACCCACAAUUGGAGUGCCCACGCUGUCCAUAGUAGCCUCCACAGCAAGCUCUGUUGCCCUGAUUCUGCUGUUAGUUGUGCUGUUUGUUUUGCUGCAGCCCAAGCUGAAGUCGUUCCAUCACAGCAGGCGAGACCAAGGUGUGUCUGGAGAUCAGGUCUCUAUUAUGGUGGAUGGUGUCCAAGUGGCCUUGCCAUCCUAUGAAGAAGCAGUGUAUGGCAGCACAGGGAAUUGCAUUCCACCCUCAGACUCCCGAGUGCAGAUCGUGCUCUCAGAAGGAGCUGGACAGAAUGGAGCCAGAGAGAUGCAGCAGCCAGACCAAGGGGCUCACAACACCUUUGAAAGAGAAGAUGAAGCCCCUGGACAUUCUGGACUUUGUGAAGCCAGUGGCUCUCAGCGCUCUGAAACUGUUCUUGUGCAUCAGGCUGCUACCUCUUCCUGGGUAGCUGGCAUGGCUAGCAGUAGACCUGUACACAAAGAGGUCCAGGAUUCAGAAAGCAGUGACAUACAGAGCCUUUUAUCACUCACUUCCUCUGAGGAAUACACAGAUGAUAUUCCCUUAUUGAAGGAAGCAUGAGGUCUGCUGUGUUUGUCUAGUCUUCUCCAUCUUGGAUUUCUUCCUCCUGCCCUCUCCCUGCCUUUGGGACAGAAGCACUCUGUGCAGUCUUCCCCAUCCUCGCAAGCUGUACCCUGGAUACCUCCAAGAAGAGAUGCCCUCAGCUGAAGAUCCAAAGGAUGUCGCCAGAUUGCCUCCUGGAUGCACCAGUGGAGUUGGUGUAGCGCUGGCUCCCCCAUUCCAUCAGCAUCAGGGGCUCAAGGAACAGAGUGGAUUUGAGCUCUCCUCUCCUCUUCCCCAGCCAGAUGUUUGACAGCAGUCUCUGAAGAGCUGCUCUUUCUUGUGCCUUUCUCCUCCUCACACCGGCUUGUUGCAGCUUAUCAGCCUUUCUAGCCCUCCUGCUGCCCAGAGAGCAGGGGCUAAACCCGCUUGCUCGCUGGGUGCAGACACACUUUAAAUACACAUAUACAUGUUAUAUAGGCUCUUCUUCCAGCAUCCCCUUUGUGAUGGGGCAGGGCAAAACACCUCACUGGGACCGAGAUUGGGCUUGGGAGGGAUCGCAGUUAAGGGGCAGCUUGUGAUGUGUAGAAGCGCCUCAGAGGAGAUGGGCUGUGUGACAGCUUAGCUGUGCAGGAACAGUUCACUGAGAAUUGCUUCAGCACUGAAGGCUGAGAAGUCCACCAUGUAGGAAUGCCCUCUGUCCCAUCUCUGCAGGAGUCUGUUCCUGAAAAUCACUUUUGUAUCCUCCUUCUUCUUCUACCAGUGCAGCCCACUGGAAGAGGUUCAGGUGUUUGAAAAUACCAAGACAAAAAAUGCCUGUAGAUAGUGAAUUCCUAGUGCCAUUGGUGCAAUCCCAAAUUCCUUUUCCAGCCACAGUAGGUACUUGGAUCCUGGGUAGCUGCCAUCUCAUAGGCUGGUGUGUCUUCCUAGCUUCAUACAGCAAGGGGUCUGCUGUUUUAACCUGGCAGGCUCAACCCAUAGAGAAGGGCUCCUCCCUUGUGGCUGGGGGUAAGCAGCGUUUGUAAAGCUCCUAAACACAGUGCCAGCCUGUUGCUGUGAGGGAAAGUUGAGUACACUGACAGCAGUGCUAGAGGACACUACAGCUCAGUCCUGAAGUUUUGAGGAUUGUUUCAAGUUCUCUGGUAGUAGGGAAGAGAAAAUUCAGAAAUAUGUGUGCCUCUGCCUGCCACAGUUACCUACAGCAGGUCAGACUGUCUGUGUUGGGACUCUAUAACUGCAGGAAGCACGCUUGUCUAGGGUAGGUGGUCCAGUCCAAGUGCUGUGGUGGUUGUAAGGUUCCUCGCUGAGAUCUGGACACUGUUCCAUGGGAUUGAUUUCAGCAAGAAGAGUUGGCUUCUUAGAUGCAUGUACCUUGUCAUAACCGCCUUGAAGUAACCAGGGAAGUGUUUGCCCUGUGAGAAGCUGCUACAUUUUUGAGUUGAAGGAGCAAAAUGUCAUGGCCUUACACAUCAUGUGGUAAUGUACAGGUAAACAGGGAUGCUGUCUUUGCUGCUUUGCUUUUGGUUUACGAUCCUCACCAUCCUUAUCCUCAUUGCUACAGUAAAAAAACAUUACAGCACUUGACAAAAAUGAUACGUCUUUACAUAUAAAAUCACUGUGGCUUAGCUCCAGUUCUUUGAAGUGUGGGUUGGCCACAGUGUCCAGCUAUGUAUUUGCUAUUCCUUUUCCUGAAUAGCUAUUAAAUCCCACACAUGGACACAUGGAACAGUGUGCUCCUGUGGAUGGAAGAAUCCUUUUUUCCCCCUAUCCUUGUUGUAGAGGGGUGUUAAUUUAAAAUUACAAUGUUUUAAACAUCCUUCCCUGUUGCUCAUGUUACCUUACAUUAACACAAGAAUUUGAUAAAUCCCAUUUGGGUGGUUAGGUAUUUUUUCUUUAGUUAGGAUGGUGAAAAUCCUGUGUCAUUUUACAGUGGUCUGUGGUGUCUCAGCCUCAAGCGCUGUAGAGGACAAAUGUUGUUUACACAUCUGCCAUUGGAAUUUUGAAAAAUAAGCAUGGGGGACGAUUGUAUUUAGCUUUUGACUGUUGGAAAUGGUCUUAGCUUGAGUAAAUUCUCCUUCAUUGGUUUAUUGGAGGGGUUGGGCAAGUGUGGUGAGAAGGGAGUGUGGAGGAAAGUCUGUGUGACUUUCCUGCUGCCUAACCAGGUCAGAGCAGGAAUUGCUUUUCAUGCAUUUAAGGUCCUAUCUGCUCACACUGACCCUCAGCAAUUCCAAGUAUAGAAGUAGGGAAUGUGUUGCCUUCCUGAAAGGGGCAGUGCUAGUGUUGGGUUGGUGGGAGAUGCU